Alternaria viburni is the source of this 3126-nucleotide messenger RNA. RefSeq lists its product as uncharacterized. The transcript is spliced from 2 exons. Bases 1 to 3126 code for a protein of 1041 amino acids. The record is from RefSeq and is a predicted model, not a curated record. NCBI's taxonomy places the organism in Eukaryota, Fungi, Ascomycota, Dothideomycetes, Pleosporales, Pleosporaceae.
AUGGAACUUCUCUUGAGCAUACUGACCUUAUCGCUGAGCACCUAUGCUCAGGCUUUCGACUUCGCUCUGGCAGCCCCCAUCAGACGCAGCGAGCGUGCGACACCCACCGUAACAAAAACGAUCUACCACACGGAAGUACGGAGACUGUCUACAAACUUCAAGGGCCCCAAUGUUAGGAGCGAAAGCUUAGUGUCUGACUCCUCUGCAUCUAUUCCUGAUGAGGUCUCCGAGGCUAUGAACGGGGACACCGCGUCGUCCAUGGCAACAGCAUUUCUUUGGCCGAGGGGAGCAAGUGGACAGAAGCCUACAAUUUCGCAACUACCAAUUACCGGCGUGCCUGUAAGUUUUGACGCGAGGCAAGUCGGAUUCGUACAUUUCGACGAUGACACCAAACGCGACGAGACCCUUCAUCCCGGACCAAACAUCGUCAAUAGAAGGAACACCGACCUCUAUCAUAUCAAGAUCGAUCUUGCAUCUGAAGGCUACAUUUCAGUGUUCAUGUCCAACAGCACAGCCUCCGCGUUCUGCAAAAGUGAGGUAGAGCUGGACUCGGAGGGUGGGCCAAAAGGAGAACUACAGCUAGCUGUUCGGAAUUCCACAAAGGUCGUGGCUAUACCUGUGCACCAAGAAGCGGCUGAUAGCUUCUGCCUCCAUUUCAAGAACGCGGAGGGUGUCGACAGUUCACCGAGUGGCAAAGGUUCUGGGAGCUCAACGGCAAUAGCCUCGGCAUCGGAAGCAAAGACGUCAAAGAUCUUACCCAGCGAGACAAUGUCGGAUACUGUGUCGAAGUCAUCUAAGCACGCGUCUAUGGUAGUCACCGCUUCGGAGACUGACACUGAUGAUUCGGCUUCAGCAACAUCCGCGACCUUGACCGACAAGACCACAUCUUUGAACACCUUCGAUAUUACUCAUGAGAUAGAGACUUCGAAGUCCACAAAACAUGUACCUACGGAGGAAACAGCCUCUGAGUCAGGAUCUGCUACCACUGAUGAAGGUACAGAUAUGACCGUGUCUAAGACAUUAAAAGCGGACGACAGCAGCAGUGGAUCCGAGGCAUCAAAGUCUUCAAACCACAAGUCCACGUCUGUAACGGCUUCGGAAAGUGACUUGGAUACUUCGGAAUCAGCAACUGAUGUGUCUAGCAAGCACAAGACCAAAUCUACAGCUAGCGAAGCCGACGAAGAUUCUUCAAAGACUGUCGAAGCUUCAGGUACGCCAACGGUGUCAAAAGCUGCGAACGCCGACCCUUCUGAACCCGAAGAGAGCGCCUCACCUUCGACCAAGGCAAAGUCAAAGACUUCCGAGGCUACUGAGACUGAGGAAAUGCCCGAAUCUGCAACGUCGGUCCAGGAGUAUCGGGGUCCAGCUGUAGACCCUGCAAACCCUGCUGACCUAGACACAUCCACGACGCCCAAGGCCACACCAGCCGCUGUUCCUGUCAGCACAACUACGGACGAGCCGUUUACUGAAGCAAGCAUAAACUCGUUUUACUCGUAUAUCAAGAGCUUUGUAGAGACUGCUCCAGACCCACCAUCAACCGCACACAUUGCUGAUCAGACUUCGAUCAAGACUACCGACUCUUCGAACGGGGCUUUGCGACGUGGUAUACUAAUAGCGCCGACGCCGGCUUUGAUAGGUGUCAGAGCAGAAACGUCUUCUCACUCUACGGAUAACAGCAUGACAUAUACCUCCGACUAUAGCUGGAAGAGUGCCGUCUCUACUGCUAUAGCUUCCACCACGGCGUCGAGUAACGCGGCGAUCGGUAGACUGAAACCACCUUCACUACUCUGGCGCAUGUGGUACCCUGCGACUACCACCAAAGUCAUUCAUUCGAGAAGCUUCAGUGGGCCCGGUGAAGAGCCUGAGCAGGAAGAUGAGGGGUUUUUCAAUAUCGAUGUAGAAGAUGGAGAGCCUACGAGGGUUAGUUCCGGUACUGAUGGAGUCGAAGAGGAGACGGCCGUUGCUACGAAGCUUGCGCACAAGCAAGAGGAUAAAGAUGAGGAUGAUGAAGGUAUUGAUGCGAAGGAUGGAGACGAGGAAGAGGAAGAUGAGCUACCAGUUGAUGGGGAGAUAAUACCUGACGAAGAAGUCGAGACUGAUGAAGGAGCGGCUGGAGAUGACGAGAUGCCUACGUCUACGAAGAGCAAGGCGUCACAUACCAAGACUGCAGCAGAUGAGGAAGAUGACAGCGCGCCAACUACCGACACAUCUACGGAUGUUGAGGAGAAGGUCACAUCCACCAGGAAGAAACCGACGGAUACGGGUGAUGAAGCCACGCCGACUGCUACCGCACCCGAAGACGUCGAAGAAAAGUCGACAUCCACCAAGUUGAAACCCGUAGAAGACGAUGACGAAGCUACAGCAACUGUCACUGCAUCUAAAGAUGUCAAGGAAAAGGCAAUGUCGUCGAAGACAAAACAUGCAGACGACGACGAGGAAGCUACAGCUACUUCCAAAGCAGCCGAUGAUACCCCGCUUGAAGAAGACGAUGCACCACCCAACGGCGACGAUGAAGAGUCCCAAGUCGACACUUCCGCCGACGACACCACCACAAGCACUUCCCACAAAGCCAAAUCCACGAAAACCGCAACAUCCAACGCAGACGAUGAAGACGCAGACGGGGAAUCUGCCACGACCUCCACCUCCAAAUCCAAUUCCCCUCACAAAUCCAAAACCCCAAUCCCCUCCCUCGCCUCAGGCGUCUCCUUCGCCUUCCCCUCCACCACCCCAAACGCCACACCAGUUCCCACACCACUUGCUGCACCCCCUCCUGUUCCAACGGGAGUAGCGCCCAUGCCAACCCAACCCAUAAUCUGGGACCCAGACUGUCCCCAGAUUUCCACAUCGACGUUAACGGCGGAGAAUGGGGUUACGACGGCCGUGCCGGUGACUGUGGGGGUGGGCUGUUGGCGCACGCUACCUCAGUCUGAGAGUGGUGGGAAUGGAGAUGGAGGGAACGAGACGAGUGGAGCAAACGGGCACAUGAUCAAGAGUAAAGCGUGGAACAUCCUGAGUGACAAGCAGAAUACUGCGAACAACACGCCUCUCCUCUCAGGCGAAACUGCCCUACCCUUCCCUUUCCUAUCAGCCAGCCCUUACACCAACUCUCCUACCCAGCCCGAAUAG